UAAAAUAUUUCGUUUUCGGAUUGAAAAUCGUGGAUAUUUUUCGAGUCAAACAAAAUGUCCCAGACAUGGAUCGAAAAAGUUAUGUCAAAGAUCAUGCAGAAUCUCGAAUCGGACGUCGGAGAAAAACGAUACGAGUAUUCCAAAAUUGACAGAUUCGUGACCAGCCUGUAUAAUGUAUCCGUAAUAUUUAAAAACAAGGAAAAGGAUGAGAAACUUUCUCUUAUACUAAAAAGAUCUCUGGGAAUCGAUACAGAACUCAUCAACAUGAAUUUUCAAUUCCAUAACGAGAUUCUGUUCUAUCGUGCGUACGCCAAACCUAACGAAAACUUCCCAAGAUGCUUCUACGUCGACGAACAGCCGCCCACCGACUCGGUAAUCGCUCUAAAAAAUGUCAGCGAUCAUGGAUACAGUCCUUGUUCUUACGUGUACAACGCUCCUCUGGAAUAUCUUCUAGCGGCGAUGUGUGAAUUAGGACAAUUUCACGGUAAAGGAUACGUUAUGAAGGAGCUGCAGCGGGAAGAAUUCUUCGAUAUUGUAAAGCAAUUGCAAGAAACUAAAUAUCCCACUAAUACGAUGAAGGAAGUCAAGGACUUUUACAACAUCGUCAUGAGAGGAGUGUAUUAUCUUCGCAGUCAGAACUAUGACACGGGAUUCUGCGAUAAAAUGACAGAUUUAUUUUCGAACACGUACGAUAAAGUGUUCAUGAAAAUCCUGGAGCCCGCGGAACCUUUAUCCACACUGUGUCACGGUGAUUUUACAUUAAGCAAUACUCUUUUUAAGAUAGAAGACAAUGGACAGAUACGAUCGAUGCUGAUUGAUUUCGCGGAUUUAAAAUACGCGACACCCGUCGUCGAUCUUUCAAUAUUUUUAUGUUUAUCUAGUUCGAAUGAAUUGAUAAAGAAUAAAUUUUUCGAAAUCAUGCGAGCCUAUCAUGAUGCACUCAAGGAAUAUCUAACGGACGCUGGCAUUUGGGAUGCUGACAAAUAUUCGUAUGACGCUUUUUUAGACAAUUUCAGGAGAGGUGCUAUUUUUGGUUUCGUUAUCGCAUCCUUUUUUUUACCAGUACUAAUGGGAUAUAGUAAAUUAAGUUUACAAAUGAUAAUGAACGAGGGCUACAUGGAAUCAGUAAAAGAAUCCAUGCAAUCCGGCGGAGAUAAAAUGUCCAAGAUCCUAGCUGAUAUGUUGCUGCAUCUGAAAGAUCUUGGUUGCUUAGAACACUUUUUAUAAUUGUCACAUGUUAUUUCGAAAUGUAAUAGGUAGUAUCAAACGUACAGUUUUCCUAAAUCUAAAUUGAUUAAUAAUUCUAAAAUUUUCGGAGAAUAUUUAAUUGAUCAAUUAGUAUCUAAAGCUAUCUUUAGUGUCUACAGAGAAACAAUAGAAAAAGUAUAAUUAUUAGAGACCUUUAUAUUUGUCCGAUAACAUUUAUCGCAGAUUAAAUAUUACUUAUUUUAUUUUGUUUGCAAUAAUAUUGAUAAUAUAUAAAUGACAUUAAUACGUUUUUAAAUAUGUUCUAUUGCUAAUAUAGAAUUAUUACUGUGUGUACAACAAAUAUGUAAAUUAUAUAAAUAGACAAUAAUAAAAAAAAUUUUUUUUUUAAUGUAAUAAGUUAAAAAAAUAUAUAAUAGAAAUCGAAAAUAAAUUUUUUAAAAUUCUUGGAUGAUGCGUG
Molecule: messenger RNA, 1666 nt
Organism: Cataglyphis hispanica
Lineage: Eukaryota; Metazoa; Arthropoda; Insecta; Hymenoptera; Formicidae
Exons: 1
Coding region: 55-1227 (390 amino acids)
Source: RefSeq, a predicted model, not a curated record